Molecule: messenger RNA, 1965 nt
Organism: Coffea arabica (coffee)
Lineage: Eukaryota; Viridiplantae; Streptophyta; Magnoliopsida; Gentianales; Rubiaceae
Source: RefSeq, a predicted model, not a curated record
UCUAGUCCCGGCAUUGAACUCUCUCGGCAGCUCCCCAUUUCUUCUUUAUUCCUGCUUCUUUCUUCUUCUUCUUCGCUUCUUUCACACUCUUUCAGAGUCUUCAAACACAAAAACACACACUGAUUUCACAUAGUUAAACCUUCUACAUACACCGAUUCCCAACUCUACUCUCUCCUACAUACAGAUAUAUAUAUGUUAUGUAAAUUCGGCGUCGUUUAGUUCAUCUCGAUGCAGCUUCGGUUUUCGCGAUUCCGCUCAGAACUCAGAAUUUCAAUUUCUUAAACCCUAAUUUGCCCUUUUUUCCUUCUAUUCAUGCUUGCCAUUGCCUAAUACAAUAAUUUUGAAAUUGGUUACCUCGUCGUUACCUCCAAAGUUUGCUGAUUGUUUGUUGGCUCUUUGGAGUAAUUUUGGGGGGAGAUGAAAUCGAAGAUAAAAUGGGCGGCAUUGGGAGGGCUAGUGUUAUCAUUUGUAUCUUUGUUAGUGCAUUUAUUUCUUGCAAAGUCGAGUGCGAACAUUGUUCAUUACGCUGGAAUUCCAUUCAUGACUAAAAGUUGGAGUCAAUUCAUUCCUGCUGAAGAUGUUGAGGUUCCGGUGAAUAAGAAGUUGUGGGGAAAGGUCAAGGCAUUGGAAGGAUUGCAUCCAUAUGCGAAACCAAGAAGUGCAUAUCCUGUUCCAAUCACACAGAACAAUGGCUUCAUUUAUGCAAAAAUCUUUGGGGGCUUUGAGAAGAUCAGGAAUUCAAUUUGUGACCUGGUCGCUGUUGCAAGACUUCUAAAUGCUACCCUUGUUAUCCCUGAGAUUCAACAAAGUAUUCGCUCAAAAGGAAUCAGUUCCAACUUCAAAAGCUUUUCAUAUAUCUACAAUGAGGAGCAGUUCAUUGCAGCUCUAGCAACUGAUGUAAUCAUUGUGAAGGAUCUUCCCCCAAAUCACAAGGAUGCCAGAAAGCAGAAGCAAUUUCCAACUUUCAGACCCCAACAUUCAGCUCCUCCAAGCUUUUACCUGACCAAUGUUUUACCCAAACUAAAGAAAGCUAAGGUCGUUGGGCUCAUAGUUACUGAUGGAGGAUGCCUACAGUCCAUUCUUCCUAAUAGCCUGGGUGAAUACCAGAGGCUGAGAUGUCGUGUUGCUUUUCAUGCUCUUCAGUUCCGCUCAGAAAUUGUUGCACUUGGGCGCCUGAUGGUACAAAGGUUACGCUAUCCAGGUCAUCCUUACCUUUCUUAUCACCCUGGGCUUAUAAGAGAUACCCUAGCAUAUCAUGGAUGUGCUGAACUCUUUCAGGACAUUCAUUCUGAGCUGAUACAGUAUCGGCGGAAGCAGUUAAUCAAACAGGGGAUUGUUAAUCAAGAAUUAAGUGUUGAUUCAUAUGCUCAAAAAGCAAAUGGCUCAUGCCCACUUAUGCCAGAAGAGGUAGGGCUUCUGCUUCGAGCAAUGGGCUAUCCUCCAACAACUACGAUCUAUCUGGCCGGUUCUGAAACCUUUGGUGGUCAAAGGGUUUUGAUUCCUUUACAUGCGAUGUAUACCUACUUGGUGGAUCGGACCUCUUUGUGCAGCAAACAAGAGCUGGAUGAUUUAAUUGGCCCAGAAACCCCACUUCCUCCAGAUCCACUUGAAGCUUUACCUGCAAAAAGUGUUAGGCAACAAAAAGAGGAAUGGGAAAAGGCUGGUCCUCGCCCCAGGCCGCUUCCCCCCCCUCCUGAUCGACCAAUUUAUCGGCACGAGAAAGAAGGUUGGUAUGGCUGGGUUGCUGAAAAUGAUACAGAGCCAAACCCUUCGCCUUCUGAUUUAAGGGAGCAGGCACAUCGAUUGUUAUGGGAUGCUCUUGAUUACAUUGUUUCAGUGGAAGCUGACGCAUUUUUUCCUGGCUUUGACAAUGAUGGUAGUCAAUGGCCUGAUUUCUCUGGCUUGGUCAUGGGACACCGGCUCUAUGAGAUGGCUUCUUCAAGAACGUUUCGACCAAACAGGUAA